AAGGAAUCCCCUAUCUAAACUUAUUAGUUUUUAGUAUUGUUAUUGUUGUAUUGAUGUAAACAAGUAAGAAUGCUGGAUAUUGCUGCUCAACUUCUUGCCGUUGGCCUGCUGUGGGGAGUUACCAAUCCGUUCAUUCGCCUUGGGAGCCAGGGAAUAGAGUCAGUCAAAGAUACGGGCUCCAAGUGGAGGAACUUCGUCCAGGAAGCCCGCACAAUCGGCUCCCGGUGGAGGUACUGGAUACCCUUUGGUCUAAACCAGUGUGGGAGUGCCUUGUAUGUUUGGACCCUCCAAAGUGCCAGCAUUACGGUGGCAGUACCAGUGGCCAAUUCCCUGAGUUUUGCAUUCACAGCAAUAACCGGAUAUGCUUUGGGUGAAAAGCUGCCGGGGAGGAAAGUCAUCCUGGGCACGCUACUCAUCUGUUGCGGCAGCAUCCUUAUGAUCUACGAUAAGAUCCUGCAAGAACAGUCGCAAAACCAACUAAAUAUAACAUUCCAAUGAUCUUACCCUAAA
Drosophila subpulchrella is the source of this 510-nucleotide messenger RNA. RefSeq names its product transmembrane protein 234 homolog. The transcript has 3 exons. NCBI's taxonomy places the organism in Eukaryota, Metazoa, Arthropoda, Insecta, Diptera, Drosophilidae. The record is from RefSeq and is a predicted model, not a curated record. The coding region runs from base 70 to 498 and encodes 142 amino acids.